Messenger RNA from Radiomyces spectabilis, 333 nucleotides. RefSeq lists its product as uncharacterized. The transcript has a single exon. Lineage: Eukaryota; Fungi; Mucoromycota; Mucoromycetes; Mucorales; Radiomycetaceae. The coding region runs from base 7 to 177 and encodes 56 amino acids. The record is from RefSeq and is a predicted model, not a curated record.
CACUUAAUGGUUUUCUUUUGGUCGUUUUUCUUCCUUGGGCCACUGAUUCGCAGUAUGGGAUAUUGCAUAUGGUAUGGAAGGAUGUAUGGCACAGUCUUCUUCAUAUGCACGCCUGUCGACCAUAUAUGGUUUAAUUUGCUUUCUGCUUUAUAUUAUGCAAGCGGAAAAGUGGGAUAACCAAAGCGAAUUUUUCUAUUCUCAAUCAAGGCUGGUGUAGGUCACCUCUUUUUGGUGUCGAACUGCCAUUUGCAGCCAUCAGAUUGAGACUGCUAUUUUAUUUCCGGGAAGGUCCGUAAAAAAGGGCAACCAGGGUUCCAAGGUACGUCGUCGGCA